Cololabis saira (Pacific saury) is the source of this 2442-nucleotide messenger RNA. It is a transcript of the gene melk, whose product is annotated as maternal embryonic leucine zipper kinase. Bases 161 to 2215 code for a protein of 684 amino acids. Gene Ontology annotation, molecular function: ATP binding; tau-protein kinase activity; protein serine/threonine kinase activity. The record is from RefSeq and is a predicted model, not a curated record. The transcript is spliced from 18 exons. Gene Ontology annotation, cellular component: cytoplasm. Gene Ontology annotation, biological process: protein phosphorylation; intracellular signal transduction; microtubule cytoskeleton organization. Lineage: Eukaryota; Metazoa; Chordata; Actinopteri; Beloniformes; Belonidae.
AUGGCGUCACCGGCAAAGUACGAAAUUCAAAUUUCUGGAAGAAAACAUCUCAUGCUCGACAGCUUUUCUGCAUGAAUAUCCUUUAACUUUGCUUUCUUCGGCUGUUUCUAUACAAACCAAGUUUCCGUUACCACUGGGAGAUUUAUCACCGGCCAGGGAGAUGCCUGUGGAAAGGACGGAGCACCGUGGAGCCCCGGAGCUCCACAAGUAUUAUGAGGUUUAUGAGACCAUUGGCUCAGGUGGCUUUGCUAAAGUCAAACUGGGUCGUCACAUCUUGACUGGAGAAAAGGUUGCCAUCAAAAUAAUGAAUAAGAAGGAUCUUGGGAAUGAUUUGCCACGUGUGAAGGUGGAGAUUGACGCCAUGAAGAACCUGAGCCAUCAGCAUAUUUGUCGGCUGUAUCACGUCAUAGAGACUUCCACACAGAUAUUCAUGGUGUUGGAGUACUGCCCAGGUGGUGAACUGUUUGAUUAUAUCAUAGCAAAGGACCGGCUGUCAGAACAGGAGACCAGAGUGUUUUUCCGGCAGAUUGUGUCUGCGCUGGCGUACGUCCACAGCCAGGGAUACGCACACAGGGACCUAAAACCGGAAAACUUAUUGAUUGACGAGGACCAUAACUUGAAGCUUAUAGACUUUGGUUUAUGUGCCAAACCUAAGGGUGGUUUGGGUUAUGAGCUGAUGACGUGUUGUGGGAGUCCGGCAUACGCUGCUCCUGAACUCAUCCAGGGAAAAGCGUAUAUUGGCUCGGAGGCUGAUGUGUGGAGUAUGGGAGUUCUACUGUUCGCUCUGCUCUGCGGAUACCUGCCCUUUGAUGAUGACAACUGCGUUGUCCUUUAUAGGAAGAUUAGUAGAGGUAGAUAUGAUAACCCACAAUGGCUGUCUCCAGGUAGUACCCUUCUUCUCAACCAGAUGAUGCAGGUGGACCCCAAGCGGCGCCUCACCGUUCGACAGCUGUUGGACCAUCCCUGGGUGAUGAGGGAUUAUAACAGCCCUGUCGAGUGGUGCAGCCGGAAGCCGCUUUACCACAUUGAUGAAGACUGUAUCACUGAAAUGGCAGUCAACAUGAAGCGAUCGAGGGAAAGCACCACUGCGCUGGUGAAGGAGUGGAAGUAUGACCAGACCACAGCCACGUACCUGCUGCUGCUGUCGAAGAAGCACAAGGGAAAGCCCGUCCGUCUGUGGCCCGAGCCAGCCGUCUGUGACGACUCUCCCCUGCAUCAAGGACUGCAGACAAGAGGAACCCUUCACUUCACAGACGAUGAAGACGCCAUUAUCGUUGGUUCUUUGGACUUUUGCUCAGACUACAUCGAUGAUUGCCCGUGGGUGUCACCACAGUACACGCCUCAGAGGGUCAGAGGUCGGCCAGAUGAGGUCAAGAACAAAGAGACGAGGUAUGUAUCGCCAUCUCUAGAUAAAAGACAUGCCUGCAGCCCGAUAGCAGAGAGAGGGAAGACCACGACGCCGCACCAUCAGAGGAGGAGGGAGAAAGACCAAGAGCAAGCCGCCGAGAACAAGGAGAAUAUUGCUGAAGACAAAGGACUUGAAAUCUUUGCCUUGCCCCCGCCUCGCACCCCUGCGUCCACCAAGAAGAGUUCACGCCCCAACAAAAACGUGUUAACCACACCCAAUCAAAAUGCUAACAGCAACGUCAACAAACCCACUGUGGCCACUCCUAAAGUAGGUGGUGACAGUGCACCCAAGGAGCAGUAUAAGAAGAAAGCAGCUGAGAGCAAAGAAUCUGCAAACAUGGAAAUAUUGGCCUUCAGUCCAGAACGAAGGUCCAGGUCACUGGACAUGGCCGUCGUUGAAGACAGCGGCAAGAAGAAGCGAACAGGGAAAAUGUUUGGUUCCCUGGAGAGGGGUUUGGAUAAGGUGAUAACCAUGCUCACCCCGAGUAAGAGACGAGCGCACCGCGGCGGCCCACGUAAGAUUAAGGCUCAGUAUAACGUGACUCUGACCAGUCAGACCAACCCAGAUCAGGUCCUAAACCAGAUCCUCUCUAUUCUGCCAACAAAAAACAUCGACUUCACCCAGAAAGGGUAUACGCUGAAGUGCCAGACUUGGGGUGACUUUGGGAAGGUGACCUUGGCGUUUGAACUUGAGGUGUGUAUGCUGCAGAGGCCUGAAGUCGUAGGAGUUCGGCGCCAGAGGCUGAAGGGAGAUUCCUGGCUGUACAAGCAUCUGGUGGAGGACAUCCUCGCCACCUCCAGUAUUUGAGUAUUACGCCACCUCGCCAGUCUUGUUGCUUUUUCCAACUCAAUGAAUACUGUUUUUGUUUUUUUUCCCUGUAGCACCAUACUUUUCAUUUUUUGUUUUAAAAUUUCAAAAAACUCGUACAUACGAGGAAGCCGUCCUUUAUAACUCUUUUGGAAUUGAUCAACAUUUUCUUAAGACAGCCUACAAAUUUUCCAAGUACGCUUUGGAUUAACUUUAUGAAUUACAUA